CAAUGUCUCGGACACACAUGAGUCGCUGUCCCAUCCUCUCCGGUGUUGGUUAAAAUGGCCGCGGUGCCUCACAGCCCCAGCCCCUGUCUCCCUCUCAGGUCAACAUCCAGGGGGGAGGUGGCUGCUGGCGCUAAACCAACGCAACAUGGAGUUACUGGACACUUCAGCAUUUAUUACGGUUGCUGGCAGCAGUGUCGACGACAUUAAUGAUGGAUUUCUGGAGACUCGAUGUCAAUCUUAGAGGGUGACAACCCUACUCACCGCCUCUAUUGGAAUCACAGCCUAUUAUUUUGCCACUCUGCCAUGCUGGUUCAGACAGAGGGAACGCAUGGAUUCCAUCAGAUUUAGGAGUGAUACAGUGCUUUCUGAUGUCCACAUGUACACACCAAACAUUAGGCACCUAAUGGUGAGACUGAAUGCAGUCGGACAACCAGUUUUUGUGUCAAAGUUCAAAAUCCUACGGAAUAUUAAUGCCUGCAGCAAAGAUGAUUUAGGGGACCUGAGCAACGAAGGAAACAGAGUACACGUUGAUGUAGAUCAUGCUUUAACUGGUCAGGUUGGUUGCAGCAAUACUGUUGCAAAUGAAAAGAAAGUUGACAAGAAAAAAAACACAGCACACGCUGAAAUACUGCUAGAUGACGACGGAGAUCUGGACGUUACACGGAGACCUAUUGACUACCUUAAUUCUUGUGAAAAAAAUCUAUGGAGAGAGAAAGUGUACCCCACAAUCAUAAGUAAAGGAGAAGAGUUUUCCUGUGAGGAGUAUGAUGAGGACUGCAGUAUUUGCAAUGAGAUCAGAAUAGAACACACUAUGGAUACAACAUUGGAAGAUGUUGGAAAGCAGGUAUGGCGUGGAGCCUUCCUCCUUGCUGAUUACAUUUUGAAUAAUAGCUACCUAUUCAGAAGCUGCACAGUGCUGGAGCUGGGAGCAGGCACAGGACUGACCAGCAUUGUCAUGGCAACUGUUGCUAAGACUAUUUUUUGCACAGAUGUUGGUGAAGAUCUAAUGAACAUGUGUGAAAGAAAUAUCAUUGUAAACAAGCAUAUUUAUGGGGCAGCAGGAAGUGAAAUUAAAGUGAGGGAACUGGACUGGCUGAGGGAUGAAUUAUGCACAGACACUAAAAACCUAUAUUGUUGGUCAGAAGAAGAAAUAGCUAAUUUAUAUGAUCAUACCGAUGUGCUCCUUGCUGCAGAUGUAUUCUAUGACGAUGAUUUGACAGAUGCAUUUUUUCAGACAAUCUACAGAAUUUUGAGUAAUUUGAAAAAUCCAAGCACCACAUAUCUCUCCGUAGAGAAACGGCUAAAUUUUACUUUGAGAAAAAUGGACGUUACGUGUGAUGCAUAUGAUCAUUUUCGACUGUGUUUGGCUGACUUGAAAAACAUCAACGAUGGGAAAACUAACUUUAUUGUGGAACCCAUCAAGCUUACUUUUCCACAGUUCCUUUUUUAUGAGCGAGUGGAACAAUUGGAACUGUGGAAAAUUAUUGCUGAGCCACUUAGCAGCAAUACACAGCAAUGAAAUGGUUAUUGUAAUUGAAGUGCAUGCAGAGGAGUGUUGCUCAUUGCUGUAGCUUAUUGAAGACUUUAGCAGAAAAACCAUGCCAACUGUUUAUAUGUUAAGCUGCAGGAACUGCCUUACAUUGUUCAAUACUGUAUCGAUAACCGUAGCAUGGAAAUUACUUUAUACAAUGUUCAUGGAUGAAAAAAUGUGUUUAUAUCACUUUCCUCAGCUGUUUUAACAGGUACUGACGUGCAUAAUGAAUAUGUCAAUGUCUCCAAUGAAGUAGAGACAGAAGAAUUUUAUACUGUGAAAAUACUUAACACAUUGUAUCAAAUACCUCCCACUAAUUUAAUCAACAUUAUCCUGUUAUUGUAAGAGGCCUUCCAUCUCUAAAAUAACAGAGAAGAAUUUGAAAUUAGCAUAUCAUUAUGAAACAUUUCUCGCAGUAAUAUCCAUGCUAAAAUCUUUACAAAUAAAAUGUUUUUCCUUUUCACAUUCUUACAAUUCCCAUUCUAAAAAAAACCACACAACUAAAUAUUGUAUAAAAGGAAAUGGGGAAAUUAUUUUAAACAAAAUGGAUUGCAGUUGCUGGUAAACUUUUAGCGUAUUGAGUCCAAGCACUUAAGCAUUUAAUCAAACAACACAAAAGAAGGCCAUUUAGCCCAUUGUGCCGUGACAAGUCUUUGAUAGAGUUAUCCAAUUAUUCCCACAUAUCUACUCUUUCUCCAUAGUGCUACAAUUUUCCCUUUUCAAUAUAUAUCCAAUUUACUUUUGAAAGUUACUAUUGAGUCUGUUUCCAAACCCUUUCAGGCAGUGUAUUCCAGAUCAUAAUGACUCACUGCAUAAAAUAAAUAUAGCCCCUCCAGUUCUGUUGCUAAAUACCUUAAUUAUGUGUCCUCUGGUUAUCAAACUUCUUGUCAAACUGUAUUUCAAACAGUUUCUCUCUAUCUAAGCCUCUCAUACUUCUGAAAAACCUUAAUUAAAUAUUCCCUUAACAUUCUGUGUUCUAAGGAGAACAAUCCCAGUUUCCUCUAAUCUCUGCAAAAAAUCCCUCACCCCUGCUGCUAAUCUAGUAAAUGUCCUUUGAACCCUCAAAGGCCUUGACAUUCUGAUGCAACUGCAGCUAAACAUUUAACUAUUAACUGAAUGCUAAAUAUAAUUUAUUGUGAUUGAGACUACUUUAAACUGAGAUGUACUCUACAAAUAUAUUUAAUGAAUGCAGUGUGGUCCUAUUUUGGUAAUAAAGGAUUUUUUUAAAAGGCAA
Molecule: messenger RNA, 2765 nt
Organism: Carcharodon carcharias (great white shark)
Lineage: Eukaryota; Metazoa; Chordata; Chondrichthyes; Lamniformes; Lamnidae
Gene: mettl22
Product: methyltransferase like 22
Exons: 12
Coding region: 329-1519 (396 amino acids)
Biological process (GO): protein methylation
Cellular component (GO): nucleus
Molecular function (GO): protein methyltransferase activity
Source: RefSeq, a predicted model, not a curated record